AACAGCCGGCUGCCUCUCUUCAUCUUCUUCAAACCCCUCUUUCGCGCAGCCCUCCGGAAAACAAAAAGCAGUAAAAACAAAAGGGCGAAUUCACCUGAAGCGGGAGCUUGCCGGAAGGAAUAGAGACAGUAGAGCUCGCCUGAAUAGAGAGAGAGAGAGAGAGAGAGAGAGAGAGAGAGAGAGAGAUUUGGGUAGCUGUCUGAGAUUUGAAUUUUAAGGCAGGCGGCUCCAUGCUGUAAUGAAUUUUCAUUCUGCUUUAUUCUGUUUGAGAAUUGAAUUUUAAGGCAGGCGGCUCCAUGUUUGCCCUUAGCUGCAUCGAGCAUAAGUUGCCUUUACCUCCUCAUCUCCUUGGCCUUCCCCGCGAGCAGGCAGUCAAACAGGAGCUUGAAAGACUCUUCUUGGAUAAGGUUAUCCCUAAUUUGGGGCUUUGCAUUUCUAUCUAUGACAUCGAAAAGAUCAAUGGUGGCUUCAUCGUCCCCGGAGAAGGCGCUGCGACCUAUGAAGUGACUUUUAGAUUGGUUAUGUUUCGCCCAUUUGUUGGAGAGGUUCUCACGGGAAAGAUUGAAAAGUCUGGUGCUUAUGGUUUGCGUUUGUCUGUUGGGUUUUUUAAUGACAUUUUUGUACCCGUCCAUCUUCUGAGACAGCCAUACAGGAUGGAGGAAAGUGGCAUAUGGGUUUGGGAGUAUGAUGAACAAGGAGAGUUAUUUUUAGAUCUAGACGAGGAGAUUCGUUUCCGUGUACAGAGUGUUAAGUAUCCUCCAAUCCCGGUUGAGCGAGGCAAAGAUGCAGAGCCAUUUGCUCCUAUGGAGAUUACCGGGAGUAUAGUUGAUGAUGGGUUGGGCCUUGUUUCUUGGUGGUAGUAAUAUAGAGCUUCCAAAUUUCCAAGGCGAGGCUGCUUGUAAUGUGAUUGCUAGCUUCAAAUUCAGAUGUUGGGAGAUGCUUCUUAUCAGUCGCUGCGGUACAUAUUGAUUGUAUCAUAAUGAUUUAGUGCCAUAACCAUUUUUUCUUUGUUAUCCGAAGAUUUAGAGCCAUCGGAAGAGCAAUGGUUGAACUCCUAGCCAUUGAAAUUAUGUAUCCACCGGAAGAGUAGUGGUUGAAAUUUCAGCCACCGCAAGUGCCACUGGAUCAUUCGCGUCAUUAAAUGUGCUAUUGGUUCGCAUUCCUAGAAGUCAUUAUAAGUGCAUGCUUGCCUCAUGUUAUUGGGGUUUUUUUUUUUUUUUUGCCUUAGAUAAAUGUUCACUGUACCUUUCUAACUCUAGUUACUCUUUUUAGAGUACUUUUAAUUUGAGGGGAGAUAUUAGAGUG
This is a messenger RNA of Magnolia sinica, 1305 nucleotides long. RefSeq lists its product as uncharacterized. The record is from RefSeq and is a predicted model, not a curated record. Gene Ontology annotation, cellular component: RNA polymerase III complex. The transcript is spliced from 7 exons. The coding region runs from base 297 to 860 and encodes 187 amino acids. NCBI's taxonomy places the organism in Eukaryota, Viridiplantae, Streptophyta, Magnoliopsida, Magnoliales, Magnoliaceae. Gene Ontology annotation, biological process: transcription initiation at RNA polymerase III promoter; DNA-templated transcription.